GAACGGAACGGACGCCCCGGUAACCAUUCGCCAUUUCGCUGCGCUUUCGAGCGGGAAACGGCGGCGGCGCCGGAGAUGGCGGGCGUUCCGGGCGCGGGCGGCGGCGGGCACCAACAGGGUCGGGCGUCCCAGGCGAGGCGCGGUUGCGGGCGGCACGAGGGCGGCGGCGCCGGGCGUUCGGUUCGGGGGGAGCGGCUGCGCGGGUGCGGAGGCGGCGCAGGACGGAGGUCCCGCGGCGGGUGGCGGUGCCCAAGCCCGUGGCGGCGUGGGGAGGUUUCACCGGGAUCAUGUUCCAGAGGAAAGGGAGCCAAAACUAGGCCGUGUGAGUGCUUAUGAGCAAUCGGUGAAAAAAAUAUGCUGAUAAGAAGUCCAAUAUUGUUAUCAAUCCGGCAAUAGGCAUGUCCUUUGAUUCCCAAGCUGAAGCAUUUGAGUUCUACAACUUGUAUUCCUGGGUGGUGGGGUUUGGAAUACAAUGGGGGAAUACAAUGGAAUAGCAGCGCUAAGAAUACAUGCAAAAGUGUUAUGGUGCAAGAGAUAGUCUGCAGCUGUGAGGGCAAAGCAGAGCUGUCUAACUCUGCAUCUGUGAGAACUGAUUGCAAGGCUAGGAUCCAGCUACACAAAUUUAAUGACAAUGGAUGGGAGCUCCCAGAAGAAGAAGAUGCAUGCAAGACUAUUGAGUUGUUUGAUCAAUUCAGUUCGUUGAGAAGGGAUGAUCCAAGCUUCCAGUUUCGUGUUGAGUUGGAUGAUACUAAGAGACAGUUUAAGUCUGUGUUAUGGACGAAUGGGCGUAGCAGGAUGCAAUAUGCACAAACAUUUGAUACAACGUAUAGAAGUAAGCUGUAUGACAUGCCUUUUGGCUUGUUUGUUGGUGUUAAUAAUCACUACCAAAGUGUCAUACUAGGAGGAGUGCUGAUGCAACAUGAGACAGUUGAAACUCUCAAAUGAGUGUUCCGUGAGUUCAUUACAUUAAUUGGGAGGGGG
Messenger RNA from Setaria italica (foxtail millet), 981 nucleotides. Its product is annotated as protein FAR1-RELATED SEQUENCE 7-like. Bases 523 to 945 code for a protein of 140 amino acids. The record is from RefSeq and is a predicted model, not a curated record. The transcript is spliced from 5 exons. Gene Ontology annotation, biological process: regulation of DNA-templated transcription. Lineage: Eukaryota; Viridiplantae; Streptophyta; Magnoliopsida; Poales; Poaceae.